CUCAGGUGCAAAUGUCAAAAUCAGACAGGUAGCGAACAGUGAAUCGUGCAGAAGUGUUGGAUUAAAAACAAAUUGGAACAAUAUGGACGUGAUUUAUGAAUUCGUCAAGAAAAUGUCGUCGUAAGCACUCGAAAGUGGGACGGUUUUACGCAAAAUCAGAGCGGUCCAUGGCCGGGUUUUGUGGAUCGGCAGGCCCAGAUGCUCGCCUACUUUUCACUUCAGUCACUCGCUGCCGUCAGCACCGCCCCCGUCUUCGGCAAUACCACCCCCAUAAUCCCGUACUUAAUCCCAGUACUUGAAUCAAACUUUUUCAUACACUAAUUUUUUACUACCUCUGCAAUAUUUAUACGUAUAGUUUUUAAAAUAUAUACUUUUUCGACGUUUCGACCUUUUUGUAGUAUUAAGGGAUAUUAAGUGGCCUUAAUUAUACCUGACUAUAAGAGAACAAUUUAUAUGUAUAGAAAUUAAGUGGCCUUAUGUUUGCAUUUAUGACCAUAUCAUUACAUCCUGUCCUUAUAUCCUGAUCCUUUGAGAAAAUGAUGAGCAGAGCGUCUUUUAGGAGCAGCAGGACACACACUUUAGAUAAUCAAAGGAGAAUCCACGCUAAUGAUAGACAGUUUAACUCCCAAUUUCGUUAUGCAAGCAACUACAUUAAGACUUCAAAGUAUUCGAUAUUGACGUUUCUGCCGUUGAACUUAUUCGAGCAGUUCCAGCGUCUGGCUAAUUUCUAUUUUUUGUGCCUUCUCGUGUUGCAGCUGAUACCUGCUAUCAGCAGUUUGACGCCCGUCACAACAGCUCUACCCCUCAUUGGGGUGUUGGGACUCACUGCCAUUAAAGAUGCUUACGAUGACAUCCAACGCCACAUUUCCGAUCGCCAAGUCAACAACCGAAAAUCUCAGUUGGUACGUCGUGGCAAACUCGUCCAAGAACGUUGGUCGGCAGUGCAAGUCGGUGAUAUCAUUCGCAUGGACAAUAAUCAGUUUGUCGCUGCCGAUGUUCUCUUGUUAACCACAAGUGAACCUAACGGUUUGUGUUACAUCGAAACAUCUGAAUUGGACGGUGAGACGAACUUAAAAUGUCGACAGUGUCUGAUGGAAACAGCCGCAAUGGGUCAAGACGACGUCUUAUUGGGCGAAUUCGACGGCGAGAUCGUCUGCGAAACGCCUAAUAAUCUCUUGAAUAAGUUCGAAGGUGCUCUCACGUGGAAAAACAAAACAUAUUCUUUAGAUAACGAUAAGAUCAUACUGCGAGGAUGCGUCCUGAGGAACACUCAGUGGUGUUACGGCGUUGUUAUUUUUGCCGGAAAAGAUACGAAAUUGAUGCAAAACAGCGGGAAAAGCAAGUUUAAACGCACUAGUAUAGACAGACUUCUUAACUUUUUAAUUAUAGGGAUAGUAUUUUUUUUAUUGUCCAUGUGCCUUUUCUGUAUGGUGGCAUGUGGUAUAUGGGAGUCCUUGGUCGGACAAUAUUUCAAAGACUUCCUGCCGUGGGACACGUUAGUGCCUUCGGAGCCGUUAGGUGGCGCCACCAUCAUAGCACUUUUGGUGUUUUUCUCAUACGCUAUCGUACUAAAUACAGUGGUACCAAUUUCACUAUACGUUUCAGUCGAAGUGAUUCGAUUCGUUCAGAGUUUCCUAAUAAAUUGGGACGAUCAAAUGUACUACGAGAAAACGGCCGCGAAAGCACGUACUACCACAUUGAACGAAGAAUUGGGCCAAAUCGAGUAUAUUUUUUCGGACAAAACCGGUACUUUAACACAAAACAUCAUGACGUUUAAUAAGUGUUCAAUCGUCGGUAAAUCCUACGGUGACGUUAUUGAUACUCGAACCGGUGAGGUUAUUGAAAUAACCGAUGAAACCGAAUCUUUGGAUUUCUCCUUCAAUCCGAAUUAUGAGCCAGAGUUUCGAUUCUUCGAUAAGAAUUUAUUAGAUGCGGUGAGACGUCGCGAUUCAGACGUUUUUAAUUUUUUUCGUCUUUUGGCUCUGUGUCAUACGGUGAUGUCGGAGGAUAAAGACGGGAAAUUAGAGUAUCAAGCACAAUCACCGGACGAGGCGGCGCUAGUGUCGGCGGCUAGAAAUUUCGGAUUCGUUUUUAAAGAACGCUCACCGAAUAGUAUUACGAUCGAAGUGAUGGGACAAAAGGAAGUGUAUGAAUUAUUGUGCAUUUUGGAUUUUAAUAACGUGAGAAAACGAAUGUCUGUGAUCUUGAGGAGGGAUGGGGUGUUGAGGUUGUAUUGCAAAGGGGCGGAUAAUGUCAUCUAUGAAAGGUUACAAGAGGGGAGCGAUGAGGUCAAGCAGAGGACGCAAGAGCAUUUAAAUAAAUUCGCCGGGGAAGGCCUCCGCACUUUAUGCCUAGCCUCGCGAGAUUUAGACGAGGAAUUUUUCAACAAUUGGAAGCAACGUCACCAAGAAGCCGCCAUUUCGAUGGACGGUCGAGACGAGCGUCUCGACGCCAUUUACGAAGAGAUCGAGCGCGAUAUGGUCCUAAUCGGAGUGACAGCCAUCGAAGAUAAACUCCAAGAUGGCGUCCCGCAAACAAUUGCCAACCUAAUUUUGGCCGGUAUUAAAAUCUGGGUCCUAACCGGCGACAAACAAGAAACUGCGAUUAAUAUCGGAUAUUCGUGUCAACUGUUGACUGAUGACUUGGUCGAUGUUUUUAUCGUUGAUGCGUCGACGUAUGAGGAAGUCAAUCAGCAGUUACUUAAAUUUAAAGAAAACAUUAAAAUUGUGAAUACAUUCCAGCCGCAAAGUCCGGCCGAUAUUCAAAUAGGUACGACGAACGGCCGAAUGGACACCACCGAACAUUCGACGGGCACAUCGACACCACCUCAACAACAAACGGUGGCACCUGCCGUCAGUGUCGUCACAUUCAGGUGGGAUGAUGACAUUGAAAGAUGUGAGAAUACGAGAGCAAGUACCGAAUUGGAGUAUCAUCGAGGCUCCCUCGAAGCCGCCGCGGUUGAAGAAACCUCAGCCGGCUUUGCCAUAAUAAUCAACGGCCAUUCAUUGGUUCAUUGUCUUCAUCCUCAACUUGAACGUCUGUUUUUGGAUGUGGUCAUGCAGUGCAAAUCUGUAAUUUGUUGUCGUGUCACUCCUUUACAGAAAGCUUUGGUCGUUGAAUUGAUCAAAAAGAAUCGUCAUGCCGUCACUUUGGCCAUAGGUGAUGGUGCGAAUGACGUUUCUAUGAUCAGAGCUGCCCAUAUUGGGGUUGGAAUUUCCGGUCAAGAGGGAAUGCAAGCCGUUUUAGCAUCGGAUUAUUCGAUAGCACAGUUUCGAUUUCUCGAACGACUACUUCUAGUACAUGGAAGAUGGUCGUAUUAUCGGAUGUGCAGCUUUCUUCGUUAUUUCUUCAAUAAGAAUUUUGCUUUCACUUUGUGCCACUUUUGGUAUGCAUUUUUCUGCGGAUUUAGCGCCCAGACUGUUUUCGAUCCUAUGUAUAUAUCGGUAUAUAAUCUUUUCUACACGUCGUUACCCGUCCUCGCCGUCGGCAUAUUCGAUCAAGAUGUCAACGACAAAAACUCGAUUCUCUACCCGAAACUCUACAAACCAGGACAUUGGAAUCUAUUCUUUAACAAAAAAGAAUUUUUUCGGAGUGCUAUCCAGGGUUGUUUUGUUUCAAUUGUAUUAUUUUUCAUCCCUUUCGGUACCUACUAUGAUGCUGUGAGUCCGAACGGUCAAGGCCUCUCCGACUACAUGCUGUUUUGCAGUGUUGCAGCCGCCAUACUUGUUAUAGUCAACACGGCCCAAAUCGCCUUGGACACAUUCUAUUGGACGGUUUUCAACCACAUCAUGAUCUGGGGUUCCCUCGCAUUCUAUUUCAUCGCCGAUUAUUUCUACAACUACGUUAUCGGCGGCCCUUAUGUCGGUUCUCUGACCAAGGCAAUGUCAGAAGUGAAGUUUUGGUUCACGACCGUGCUUUGCGUGACGAUUUCUAUAAUGCCGGUGUUGGCGUGGCGGUUCUAUUUCGUAGAUGUGGCGCCGACUUUGUCCGAUAGAGUGCGUUUGAAGCAGAGAUUGGCUCAAGUCAGGUCUAGGCACAGUCAGGAUGUGCUUAGAACGCCGUCUGCCAGACGGGCGAGGAGGUCGAUUCGGUCUGGAUACGCAUUCGCGCAUCAAGAAGGCUUUGGUAGAUUAAUUACGUCGGGUAAAAUUAUGAAAAAAAUACCCAAUGCUGAUUUUAAUAUACCUAAUAUAAUUGGGAAGUUGAAUAUGAAUUCGGGGGGGAGUGGGAAUACAGUUAGUGUGAGUAAACCACCAUCGCAGUCGCAGGAGAGUAAUAGUAGUCUGAGGGCCCCCAUACAGGAUCUCGAUACGAUAAAUCUAUGAUAGGGAGAGGCCCCAAGUGGGUCACAAAUGUUCUGUUAGAUGAUUUUUAGCACACGUUACGUUUUUACAAAGGAAAGGUAUGAAAUGUUGGUUUUUAUUAUGGGACAUUUGCGCCUACGUUAAGUAUUUUGCUAUGUGAUUUUUCACUUAAUAGUAUUUGUACAGUAUCAAGAAAUUGUUUUAUGUUAUUAGACUUUUAAACACUUGGAUUUGGGGAGUUGGAGGAAAUUCACCACAAUUGUUAUCAUGGUGCCAAAUAAUUGUUAGCUGGGGGUCACUCUUAUCUAAAUCCAGGUGUGGAUGUUAUGCUUCUACUAGUCAAAAGUAUGUUUAAUGUUAAUUAAGAGAAAUUUUCUUUAUUACCGAGUUAUACAAAAAUAUAUCUGCUUUUGUUUUUUAUUAUAAAAAUAAAUUUAUUUUUUCUGUA
Molecule: messenger RNA, 4752 nt
Organism: Tribolium madens (black flour beetle)
Lineage: Eukaryota; Metazoa; Arthropoda; Insecta; Coleoptera; Tenebrionidae
Gene: ATP8B
Product: probable phospholipid-transporting ATPase IM
Exons: 13
Coding region: 537-4325 (1262 amino acids)
Biological process (GO): phospholipid translocation; Golgi organization
Cellular component (GO): plasma membrane
Molecular function (GO): ATP hydrolysis activity; ATP binding; magnesium ion binding
Source: RefSeq, a predicted model, not a curated record